AUGCCUAAUAAAAGCGAAGAGAUGCAGCAAUUUCUUGACCAAAAUCAGUAUUCCAGCAACAGUAUUCUUCGCUAUGAGAAGAUUUUCGGACGCGGUUUUGUUAGUAGCGGAGGUCUCGAAACAACCAAGGUAGGGGAACGAAAAGGGAAUAGUUUUGUUUUGCAUUUCAAAGACUGUUACGGCAAGAUUCAUUGAACCUGGUUAGAUGAAGUCUACAGGUUUUUAAUGAGGGUGAAAUCGAAAAUUUUAUCUCAAUUUUUUAUUGUUUGAAAGUCAAGUUCAGACUAGUCAGACUUUGGACUAUAAAACAGCGAGCUUAUGUUAAAGAAACAAACCUGAUCCUCAGUCGACUCGGGAAAUUGCCUGGGGUUUCAGCACAAUCCUUUUUCGAGGGAAAACAAAACUAACUGUUUCCCUCAGGAUCUGACAUUACGUGUAUGAUAUCUCCCUGUCCCCUAAUGAGGAAAUGGAACAGCGCUGAUCUUGUUUUCCUGAGGGUUUAAAUUCCUUUUAUGUUGAAGGGUAAAAUCUAGGAAAUUGUACAUCGGAGGGAGGGCCGGAGGGGGGAGAAACAGGAAUUGAUCUUAAAAGGAUUGUGUAUCAGAUGCCUCAAAAUGAAUAGAGCAGAGAGUAACCUUGUGUAAUGGUCUUUGAUUCAGUGUUAAGCAAGUAGCUUUUCUUAACUCAACAAUUCAAAUCAACUACAAAUCUGCAGGGCCCAGGGGGUCCUCCCUAUAAUAUUAAUGGCCUAUACGGGGAGGCUCUGCCCAAAAGGGGUACCUUUUUCAGGCGUCAGGUACAUAUGAAAGGGUAGGGAUGUCACCAGUUGAAGCGUAUGAAAGAGUGCAUUGGGAAAUCUGUCAUUGCGGUCUGUAGAAGGACCUAAAAGGGCUAACAGAAGCAUUUUAUUCAUUUAUGGCAGUGAAAAGGACAAGAGAACUUUCUGGUUUGGUGGUUUAUUCAUAUUUAAAAGAGGACACAUUUACAGCAGUUAAAAAGAUGCAGUGUUCUAAAUUAGUAUGUGACAGGGGUAUCAUUUGUCAAUAAAAGGUAUAUGAAAGGGGCCCCUUUUCUGUCAAAAAUGGUAUAUAAAAGUGCAAGGGGUUGUACCUUGGAAUCUUGUUGAGUCCCCCCCUCCCCCCCCAUCCCCUCUGGGAUCAGAGGCUUAUAAUGAAUAGAGCAGAUGCUUACCAUUCUCUGUUUUUGUCAUGGCCUUUAUUCAGUUUCAGGCAUGAAGCUUUCCUUAACUCAGCAGAUCAAUGGUUGGGGCAGGGAGUUGCAUAUGCCCUAUGCAGGGAGGGUAACAGAAGCAAUUUGUCAUUCUCUAUUGUUUUCCAAAUAAUGCUCUUGGGAAGAAUGUGUAUUCCCAAGGGCAUUUGACGACAAUAACUUAUGCAAAAUGUGAGGGGCAAACAGGGUGUAGUACGGGGGACAUGGAGGCUGCAUUUGUGAAAUUCUCUUUGUAGACAGCUUGUCCAGAUCAUAGGAAUUCAAUUUGGUUAUUAUUUUUAAUUUACUCCAGUUAAUUAUAACUUGCAAGUGCACAUAUAUUUGUUCAAGCUAAUUUACAGACACUCCACUCAUGAAAUAAGAAUUUGAAACAACUACUGAUAAUCAAUAAUCACCUCUGGACCUAGCUCAUUUUUCUCUUUUUGUCUUUAUUUUCUCUAGGAAAUUGUAGCAAUGCUUAGUCUCAAGCAAGGACAAAAAGUACUUGAUGUUGGGUGUGGAAUUGGUGGUGGUGCAUUUUACAUGGUGAAGGUAUGGAAAAUGUUCAGAAUGGCACUGCAAAUAAGGUUCCCUUGCAGUGCUCCAAGCUGCUACCAUUUUGGUUGCCAUGGGGAAAAAAAGUAAUUUUGGGAACUAAAAUAAAUAGAAGUUGCUUCUUCAGCGAGAGAUGUAUUUGGCAGUCAUGUGCCAAGCCAUAGUGCUUUUGUUAGUUUGUUUAUGGUCUUUUUAAAGCUACGGUAAAUGAGAUACUUCUGAAAAUUAAGGAUUAGAAAACUUGCAGUUAUCUAUAGCUAUUCCACCAAGAUGUGCAAAAAUCUUACUUACUUGAAUGGAUCAAAUUCUCUUUAAGGCCAUCAUUCAUUGGAUAUUAAAUAGCUAUAAAUAACAGCAGGCAUUGUAUUCAUCAUUCAUGACUCUGACUCUUAAAGCUGAAAUAUUGUACACCACUUUGCGCCAUCUUCUUACAAGUUACGACGUUAGUUUCUGUAAUGACAUGUUUGUUCCUUGGUGUAGUUUUUUAACUACUAUAUUUCAAACUGUCAGAUGGUUCUGGAUUUCAUCCAUUUUUUUGUAAUCAUAUGGUUAUUAAACAGAUUUUGUCACGCAGCUAAUCACUUGUAUAAUCGCAAACCACUCCACCAAGUCCUACAGUGUAUUACUGGUAUUUAUUAUUUCCUAUGCAUGAAACUCUCAAACAGCUCUUUAGAGCCAGGCAUUUAAUUUUUCUUUGUAAUAUCACUGCUUAGCCAGUGUCAAAAUGUCAAAAUGAUUUUUAAUAAAAUUUAUUUUAGAAUUUCAACGUGGAAGUGCUUGGUGUUGACUUGUCAACUAACAUGAUUGACAUUGGAAAACAGCGAGCCAAGGAGUUUGAGGAUGAUAAGGUAUUGAUGUCGGAUGGCUUUGCAGUCUCAAUCUCGGUAUCUCCUAAUUUUGAUAAUUGACUAUAACUAACACUGAAUUGCACUCAAUAUGAUAUUGAAUGUGUAUGUCAGCUGAUCAACAACACAGAUGAGUCAGGAGCCAAUGCCUGUAACAGGCUUGUGUUGGAAAGCAUUGUAUCAGUGGAAAACUGAAAUUAAACAAUAAAAUACUUCAUUGUUUGCUUUGUCAGUUUUAUCUUUUAUUACUCAGUUUAUUAUUAAUAUUAUUAUUAUUAUUAUUAUUGCUAAUUUUCUUUACAUUUUUACCAUCCAGGUUGAGUUUGUUGUCGCAGACAUAACAACUGCUGACUUCAAACCAGAAUCAUUUGAUGUCAUUUAUAGCAGGGACACAAUUCUUCACAUUGAGGAUAAGAAAUCACUUUUUGCAAACUUUUUUGUAAGUUUACUUUUUGUGACGUUUUAUGUAGUUUUUGAUUACAGUGGAACCCCAUAAAUGCGACCACCGUUGGGCCAUAAAAUCCUGGCCGUAAUAACGAGGUGGUUGCAUUAACGGGGUCCUCAAAAUAAUAAAAUGAGUCAAUGGUUUUUACGUUUGGUUUGAAAGAAUAUGGCCGUAAUAACGAGGUGGUCUUAUAAACGGGUUGGUCGUAAGGCGGGGUUCCACUGUAAUAAGCACGAGUGUUCACGUGUCGGCAUGAAAAUCUAUGCGGCCUAGUGUGAAAAUAGCCUAACUCAUAAUGCGCAAGCAAUUUUUUAUAUUGAUGCAUACUUAUUGACUCUAUUUUAUGGGAGUUUUCAUCUCUUGACAGAAAUGGCUGAAGCCUGGUGGUGAACUUCUCAUAACAGAUUAUUGUCGCGGCUCCAAUGAGCUGUCUGAAGCAAUGAAGGUAUAUGUUGCAAAACGCCAUUACCAUCUUCUCACACCAGCCGACUAUGGGAAGGUAAGAGGUUUUCCCAUGGCUCUGUUUACAUUGCGCAAAUUUUUUUUAGUUUUGCUAAAAUUCUUUCAACAGGAAGCCAUUUCUAGUGCGAACAAUUUUUUCACCAAUCAAAAAAUGUCCUCAAUUGACACCAAACUUCAAAGUUGCCUUCAAGUAGAUUUGGAGUCUUGCAAUUUUUUGUUUAUUUUUAGAGUUUUUGCAAACGCCAAACUAUCUUUUUUGUCGUUGUGCGAACAGGGCCGGAAGCAGGAAUGAUACUAAAUAGAAGAAGAAGCAAAAUAAGAAGUAAAAUUGAAAUCGUCUUGAAUGAAAUUGCAAAUUUAAUUCCCAGAAGAAAAAUGUACUCAUUAUCGGUCAACUUAUCCACGUUCAUCAAGCAAAAACUCUUCACUGAGCACUUUUGACCAGGAUUGUUCUAAAUUUUAAAAAAGGCAUUAAAAAUGGUUAGUGGGUGCCAGUGUAAUAACAAGGUGUGUAAUUGGGGCUUUUUUAAAUAUAUCUGAAGAAUUUCAGUCCCCGUGCACACGUAUCCCUUUGUUUACAAUUCGACUCAACGGAAGUCCACAUGCAAGAUCUCGGGGCUUCUAAGUUCCAGCAGCACGCGUAAUAGAGCUUGGUAAGACAACUUUGUCGAUCGAAUAUUGAUGUUAGGGAAAUGGAAAAAAAAAUAGAAUCAUUCAAAGCUUGUAAGUAUUAAAAACAUUCGUUUUCCAACAUUUGCAGCGCAUUUGAGUGGAUGCAAGGCGAAGGCGAUUCGAACUAAAAAUACUAUGAGUGGAUGCGACUGUUCACUGAAAACUGAAUACCAUUGCGUUUUCAAACAAAGAAGGAUACGUGUCGGUCUGGACGAGGGCCUUGGACAUAUUUGUUCGUUCUUUUCAUUUUUUUGUUGUUUGGCUUAGGUACUAUGUUUGAAACGUUUUUGUCAGUUUUGAAAUUACCAUGACUGUUCCUCUUUUCGUUUUUCCCUGCAGCUUCUGGAGCAAGUAGGCUUCGGAAACGUUAAAGCCAUAGACAACACCGCCAGAUUUGUUGAAGUUCUCAAAGUAGAAAGAGCAAGAUUUGAAACAGAGAAAAGUUUAUUUUUGAAGGUAUAAAAAAUAUAUGUAUGAAUUAUCAUCUCCUUCAGCAAAUAAUAGUCCAAGCAAUAUUCUGCAAGGAGAAAUAAGGGAGAAUAGAUAAAACAGAUACACGUAUUGCAAGGGUUUAUGGAGAAAUUAAGGCUAUUCGUACCAGGAAAAAUAAAACGCGUCUGUUACAUAAGACUCGUCCCAAAUAAGAUGAACAUUGUACCAUUUAUACCAGCAUGUCUUACGUAAGACGAAAACAACUCGUAUAAAUUGCCCUAUUAAGCCCCGUGCAAACGGACGCAACAUUAUUGGCCAACAACUCCCAUCAUUGUUGGGAGUUCCAAAAAGUAAGUUCAAAAGUAAGUUCAUAAGUUUAAGUUCAUAAGUUCAAAAAAGAAUAUAAGCGAAUUCUAGUUAACUCUCAAAGGUAACAAUUGUAAUGUGACUGUCUCACAUAACCUGACUGCUGGUAUAAUCGUCCAUAGUUGUCAUGGCACCAAGCGCACAUUUAUUAUGUAUUUCCAAUCAUAAUAUAGCGGUGGUUAGCUCGAAAGCUAAACUCCUCUGACCAUCGUACACUUCUAUCCAAGCCAUUAAUUUUCUUUUUUCCCUUCUUCUUCUCCUUUAUUAGUGUAUUCCUACCUUACUAUAUAUAAUGUAAAUAUUUUAUAAAGUGUGAAUAAUAAAAUUGAAUUGAAUUGAAUUGAGUUGUUGCGCCCGUUUGCGCGUAGCUAAAAGUUUGACCGGUUUCAAACUUCGUGCAACAACUCCUAACAACACGCAGCGAGCCAACAUGCAACAGGGUGUGCAAACGGACAUAACUUGUAACAUCCAACAUUGUUUUAUGGCUGGAAAUUUUUUUCCAACAGCGCGCGCUCUCAUUGGCUAUUUCAAGGUCACAUGACAUCUAACAUUGAAAAUGUUUCCCGCCAAAAUCUCUGAGCGGGCCAACCUCGUUUCCUGGGUUCCCUCUCUUUCCUCGAGAAAGAACGGCUGGUUACGUAGCUCCUAAAAUCUAGGAGCCAAAAAUAAGGGAGGGGAAGAAAAGUAAAUAAUUGUCGCUAUGACGAAAGUUACUCUGUCGGGGCCUGGAGAGGAGUUUGCCGCCUCGUUUAUUAUCAGCUGAUUACGCGGGUUUUUGAAAAUAUCUACAACACCCGAAAAAUAGUGUGCUUAAUGUAAGAGAGAGAACCCUUGGAACGAGGUUGACUAUUUACUUGGUAUAUAUCGUGCACCAGCCGAUAAAUUAACCAAAGCGGAAAAUACCAUAACAACCUUUAAACUGCCGUUUGGGUGGUGAUUCAUGUAAACCUGACUUUUACGUUAUCUUUUCCCUUUCAUGAACUGCACGUGCGGAGUAUGCAAAUUUUUACGUGCAAAUCGAGAUACAUUUUCCGUAUCCUGUUGGCAGGAGGGCGAGCGAUUUUUUUUCAAGUACUAACUCUCUGAACAAAUAACUUGUUUUGCCUUAAAAAUAACGUUAUCGUAAGUAGCCGAAAGCAACGCAGUUUGCAUGCAACUCAGAACAGUCGACAAAAUUUAGUGGAGGACCUACCCCCGCUGCGCAAUUUAUUAGGGACCUUAAGCAAGGACGACGACGACGGCAGUGAAAAGGUCGGUAAAAAUAUGAAUUUGCGUUCUUUCAAACUUUAUCGCGUCUAUUUGGACCCACUCAAUAUGUCAAAUGCAGGCGACUUUUCCUGAGGUUGAAUUCUUAAGGAUUUUAUUCAGGUUCAAAAAGAGGAAGGGAAAUUCGUCUUCGUAUGUCCACGUCCCUCAUGAAACGUCCAGUUAGGAGGUUUCACGUCGUAGUCGUGCAGUGGACGUCAAAGAAAUGUACUAAGAAACGUGAUGCACCUGCAGAGCUAUUUUUUUAUUAUCAUAAAACCUAUUGUUUUUUUGAAGUCGUCGUUGUGGUUGUCGUCGUAGUUGCUGAAGCUCCCUAUUGACACACAUUUCCACGUGAGCAGCUGCAACCAGGGUUCUUUCUCGAAGCAAGAGAGAUAACCCUGGGAACGAGGUUGAAAGCGGGCAACGUUGCAAAAUCUAUGACGUCAGAGGGUAACAGUGCACUGUUACCCGCGAAUGAACGACCGACCGCCGUUACAGCGAGGUUUAGUGAACUUCCAGCUAAAAAAGACCCUCGGGAAACAUUGAGAUUCUCGGGAAACAAAUUAGCUGUUUCCCUCGGGACCAGUAAUGAAGUGGGAUUUUCCUGCUAACAAUGUUGCGUCCGUUUGCACGAGGCUUUAUGCUUUAGUCAGCUAUAUAAUUUAUUCUUGACAGUCAUUUGUUCUUUAUCUUUUAACCAGGACUUUACCAAAGAGGACUUUGAGUACCUUGUUGAGAACUGGGAAACCAAACUUGAUCGCUGUGGCCGGGGAGACCAGAAAUGGGGCCUCUUUCAUGCCCGAAAAUAA
Molecule: messenger RNA, 7043 nt
Organism: Porites lobata
Lineage: Eukaryota; Metazoa; Cnidaria; Anthozoa; Scleractinia; Poritidae
Source: the annotation of a GenBank genome assembly